Drosophila subpulchrella is the source of this 570-nucleotide messenger RNA. RefSeq lists its product as uncharacterized. The record is from RefSeq and is a predicted model, not a curated record. The coding region runs from base 94 to 501 and encodes 135 amino acids. NCBI's taxonomy places the organism in Eukaryota, Metazoa, Arthropoda, Insecta, Diptera, Drosophilidae. The transcript has 3 exons.
CUUUGGAGUUGAAGACGUGCGCGUUACAAACUUGGCUAACAGCUGAAAGCGAACAGAAGUUUUUCGAACGACGAACCAACGAAGACGACGGAAAUGAAGUUGGCUAAGAAGUGCUCCACUUACUUGGUGAUAUGCCUGGUUCUGCUGGCUUGCUUCUUGCAGGAAUCGGAGGCCACGCGACGUGUGAACCGCGGUCGUCGCACCCUCACCCGCAGAUACUUCGCUGGCCUUGCCAUCCCCGGUUGGGCUCUGAUCGUGUGUGUGGCCCUGGGUGAGCUGCUCAUUGGCGGAGCCCUCUACAUCAUCCUGAAGAAGGUGAUCCUGGACAAGGAGCCCGACGAGACGGCCACCUCCUACACUCCCGCCCAGGGACAAACGACGGUCCCCACAUAUACCCCCGCCCAGAGCCAUGAGACGGCAGCCACCACCUAUACUCCUGCUCAGACUCAUGAGACGGCCAAUGUGACUCCCACGCCCACACAUGCCACUGCAAUCGCUUAAGGAGGAGUGGUCCAGUUCAAAAGUUCAUAGCCCCCUUUGAAAUCAGUUUAAAUUCAGCCAUAAAAUAGC